This is a messenger RNA of Boleophthalmus pectinirostris (great blue-spotted mudskipper), 1392 nucleotides long. RefSeq names its product cholecystokinin A receptor (gene cckar). The record is from RefSeq and is a predicted model, not a curated record. Gene Ontology annotation, molecular function: gastrin receptor activity; cholecystokinin receptor activity. Gene Ontology annotation, cellular component: plasma membrane. Lineage: Eukaryota; Metazoa; Chordata; Actinopteri; Gobiiformes; Gobiidae. The transcript has 6 exons. The coding region runs from base 1 to 1329 and encodes 442 amino acids. Gene Ontology annotation, biological process: phospholipase C-activating G protein-coupled receptor signaling pathway.
AUGGAGACGUUUACAAUCCACGACAUGCUCGUCAAUUCUACUGAUCUGAAUAAGAUUUUGUGUAAUUUGGGAAUUAAGAAUAUUUCAGAUUGUGAGAGCGAUGAAGUCCCUUCACCCGAACCUAAAGACAUCAACCAGACCGUGCGUAUCGUGCUCUACAGCCUGAUCUUCCUCCUGAGCGUGGUGGGGAACAGCAUGAUCAUCGCUGUCCUGGUGAGGAACCGGCGAAUGAGGACUGUCACCAACCUCUUCCUGCUGUCUCUGGCAGUCAGCGACCUGAUGGUGUCCUUGGUCUGCAUCCCCUUCACCCUCAUCCCCAACCUCAUGAGGGACUUCAUCUUUGGCACGGGCAUCUGCAAGCUCGUCAUGUACUUCAUGGGUGUGUCUGUUAGCGUGUCCACAUUCAACCUGGUGGCUAUCUCCCUGGAGAGAUAUAGUGCCAUUUGCAACCCUCUCACCUCUCGGACGUGGCAGACCAAAUCCCAUGCUGCCAAGGUCAUCACGGCGACCUGGGUAGCGUCUUUCCUCCUGAUGUUACCGUACCCCAUCUCCAGCACGCUCAAGCCCUUCACCCGCCUCAACAACAGCACUGGGCACAUGUGUCGUCUGGUCUGGCCCAAUGAUAUCACCCAGCAGUCAUGGUAUGUGUCUCUGCUACUCAUCCUCUUCCUCUUCCCGGGCAUAGUGAUGAUGACUGCAUACGGCCUUAUCUCCAUGGAGCUCUACAGGGGAAUCAAGUUCGAGCUGUCGAGCAGGAAGGCCAGUCGGGAUCGCCAGUCCAGCACUGGCAGCAUCAAACCAGGAGACAGUGACGGCUGCUACCUCCAGCCCUCAGGCAAGAAAAAGAGCUUCUCACAUUUUUCUAGCUCCAAGCCUGUGGUGGGCAGAGUCUGUAGUACAAGCCCCACGGCCAACCUCAUGGCCAAGAAACGAGUCAUCCGAAUGCUUUUGGUCAUCGUCUUCUUGUUCUUCGUCUGCUGGACCCCCGUGUUUGUGGUCAACGCCUGGCAAGCUUUCGAUCGCCGCUCGGCCUACCAGCUGACAGGAGCCCCCAUCUCCUUCAUCCACCUUCUGUCCUACACCUCGGCCUGCGUCAACCCCAUCAUCUACUGCUUCAUGAACAAGAGGUUUCGUCAGGGCAUGCUCUCCACCUUUAGCUGCUGCGCCCAGAAACAAAACGGAUCUCUGGGGAGGUCCGCCGGGACAGUUAGAGGAGAGGGGGCGAUACGGGCAAAAGCGGAGCAAAAUGGUCAUACGCCGCCAAGUGGGGCCGUCACGAAGUUUACAUACACAGGAGUCCGAACGUCAACCUGGAAUGAGAUGACUUAAAUUGAAGUAUUUUAUUCAUACAUCGAAUGACUUUUAAGUGAGUGGUGUACACGUAAGAUUGUA